AACCACAUUACCAGUGAAGUGGACGCGAAGAAACGAACCUCCUCAUACAUAACAGAAUUCACCCCACAUAUUACAUGCACCCUCAAUACACACUUACUUCCUAAAUAUUACUCUCUCUUUCAAUUUAAAUCUUUUUUUGAUUAAUUUUGUCCAUUGUUGACUGGAAUUACAAUCGAAGCUGUAGUAGGAUUGAGUUUAGGAUGAAAGGCGGAGGAGCGACGACGGCAAAUAAGGCGGAGAUCGACACGAGCGCCCCUUUCCGGUCGGUUAAAGAGGCGGUGAUGUUGUUCGGGGAGAGAGUUCUUGCUACUGAGGUUUAUGCUAACAAGCUCAAAGAGUUGCAGGAAGGGGGUGGGGAGGGAGCAAUGGCGUCGGAGUUGGAGGAGACGAAGCAAAGCCUCCAAAAGGCACGGCAAGAGAGUGAACACAUGGCCCAAUACCUCGCCUCUCUACAACAGGAGCUCCACCAAACCAAAAAAGAGCUCCAAAAUCUCAAAAUGACGACGGAAGAUGUCGAAUUCCAAAGGAGGAAAUGCGUCACGUUUGCAAAUCCUCCCUUGGUGGCCCAAGUAAUGCCGCCGCCGCCGCCACAGGCAGUGUUCCAGAGACACCCCUCUCUUAAGAAGAAAAAGAUUAAGGCAUUCAUCGGAGGAAUCUUUUCCAAGAAGAAGGGAAGCUCUGAGAUCGCUUUUGCAUGAAUAUAUUAACUACCUUUAAUAAUGGUCGCCGUUACACGACAGUUUUCUCGUAUCUAGCUAGGAUGUUGCCACUUUUUUUUUUUUUCAAUAUAUUAUACUCUAAAUUGGUCUGCGAGUAAGUUGACAAGUUGCUCGGUUUGAGUAUUGUCUAUUGAAGGUACAAAUAAUUAAGCUGCAUAAUUAAUAUAGAGAAAUUAAUUAGA
This is a messenger RNA of Salvia miltiorrhiza (redroot sage), 901 nucleotides long. Its product is annotated as WEB family protein At1g75720. NCBI's taxonomy places the organism in Eukaryota, Viridiplantae, Streptophyta, Magnoliopsida, Lamiales, Lamiaceae. The coding region runs from base 201 to 698 and encodes 165 amino acids. The record is from RefSeq and is a predicted model, not a curated record. The transcript has 2 exons.